This is a messenger RNA of Andrographis paniculata, 1118 nucleotides long. Its product is annotated as ER membrane protein complex subunit 8/9 homolog. The transcript is spliced from 5 exons. The record is from RefSeq and is a predicted model, not a curated record. Lineage: Eukaryota; Viridiplantae; Streptophyta; Magnoliopsida; Lamiales; Acanthaceae. The coding region runs from base 287 to 871 and encodes 194 amino acids. Gene Ontology annotation, cellular component: EMC complex.
GCAAAUAAUCUAAACGGCUAGUCUGGGACUCAUUACAAUUAGGCCCUUAAAACUUCCUUCAAGCUACAGACUUUAAUGGCGACAGCAUCUUUUACUAAUUUACGAUAAUCUUUGUUUUGUUCGCUGUUUUGUUCAUUUCAAUUCGAUAAAGAAGAUUAGAGUGUGAGAAAUCAGCAAUUUUUUUCUGUUUGAAUGUUUUUCUGUGUUUUGUGAUUUCAGUUCAAUUGCGUCUGGUCCAAACCCUAAAUUUCUGCUUUGCGCCGCAUAAAUUUGAAUUCCUCGAGCCAUGGGCGGCGAGUCGCGGUUCGAGAUCCAUCAGAAUGCCUACAUGAAGCUGGUUCUCCACGCUCUGAAGCACCGUACAUCGGCCGUCAACGCCGUCCUCAUCGGUCGGUCCGUCGGUGGUGGCGCGGCCGUUGAAAUCGUCGAAUCUGUACCUCUCUUUCACUCGCAGAUCGGCCUUCUUCCUCCCCUUGAAAUUGCCCUGUUUAUGAUAGAGGAGUACUACUCAGAGAAAGGCUUGAGCAUCGUCGGUUAUUUUCAUGCUAAUGAGAGGUUUGAUGAUGUCGAAUUAGCAACUGUUGCCAAGAACAUUGGAGAUCACAUUACUCGGUAUUUUCCUCAGGCAGCCUUGCUAUUGUUGGACAAUAUAAAGCUUGAGUCAUUAUCCAAGCAAAAAGAUCGAAGCCCUGUGAUGCAGCUUUAUAGGAAGGACACAUCUAGUAGUUGGAAGCUAGCUGGAUCCGACGGAAGUAGCCCUCUUUCUCUGAAGGAGCCUACGGCGAACAUAUUGUUGUUGGAUUACAUUUCAUCCGGGAAAUGGAAGGACAUCACAGACUUUGAUGAUCAUCUAGAUGAUCUCAGCGAGUAAUAAAAAUCGACUGGGACUGGCUGAACCCGGAACUUUUCAAAUAAGCAUCAUCGAUAUGCAGUGAAGCUUAAACUGAAAAGGUAUUGAUGCUCUCCCCUUGGCUUAGUUUUCAUUUACGAUCUUAGUUUGUGAUCAUGUUUUACAUGAUUGAAUUGACUGAAUUUUCAUGUUGGAAUAUCGAUUCGGUGUUUAUGUGGUUCGUGAUUUGAAUGCCGUGAUUCGGAAGCUGAUUCGCGCUUUCAUUCUA